This is a messenger RNA of Prorocentrum cordatum, 352 nucleotides long. Lineage: Eukaryota; Dinophyceae; Prorocentrales; Prorocentraceae. The record is from the annotation of a GenBank genome assembly.
AGGAGAGGGAGGCGCUGGCCAAGCUGCCGGUGAGGGAGCUCAAGCGCAGGCUCGACGAGAAGGGCAUCUCGAUCCCGGCCGGCACCCUGGAGAAGAAGGAGCUCGUGGACCUCCUGUGCAAGGGGCCUGGGCCGCAGAAGACGAAGGACCUGCGCAAGUUCCUGGGACGCAACGCCGCCCAGGCGGCGAAGAAGGCCAAGAGGGCCGCAAAAGCGGAGCAGAAGGCCAAGCCAGCUGAGACGCAGAACAAGAAGGAGGGCGGGAAGAAGAAGAAGCGGGGAGGCCGCCAGGAGGCCAAGGCCGCCAGGAGCCAGCGCAAGGCCGAGGCCAAGGCCGCGGCGUCCGCAGCGCC